Messenger RNA from Pantherophis guttatus, 2090 nucleotides. It is a transcript of the gene RHOA, whose product is annotated as ras homolog family member A. Gene Ontology annotation, molecular function: GTPase activity; GTP binding. The record is from RefSeq and is a predicted model, not a curated record. Gene Ontology annotation, biological process: small GTPase-mediated signal transduction. NCBI's taxonomy places the organism in Eukaryota, Metazoa, Chordata, Lepidosauria, Squamata, Colubridae.
GUAUGAGACCGUGGACGCGCUUUCCUCCUUCACCCGCCCCGCCGGUUUCCGUUCUUAGCUGCCGCCGGAGUUUGGGCCCGUGGACGGAUAAGGAGGCGGCGCCGGGGAGACGCAGGAGAAGCCCCCCCCCUCAGGUGGUGCUGAAAGUGAAAGAACAGUGUUUUGCCUGAAACUAUUUAGAGACUUUGUGGCUGAGGAAUAAAGAAAUCUCUGCAAGAGAAUAUUUGCACCCACAUUGAAUGUCAGAAAUAUCCAGUAAGGGAGUAUUUUAACUCCUCAAAUGCUUUGUCACUGUCUUCAACAUUUGUCCUUGUGAAAAAAUGAAUCAUAAAGGUCAAUUUAAGUAUAAGAAGACUGAGCUGAAAGUCACAUAGAGAUUUAAUACUACUUUUGAGGAAUAUACCAAUCAUCCCAUCAAAAUAUCUACCGCUAUGGCAGCCAUUCGGAAAAAACUGGUUAUAGUUGGUGAUGGUGCCUGUGGCAAGACAUGUCUGCUAAUUGUAUUUAGUAAAGACCAGUUUCCUGAAGUUUAUGUUCCUACAGUAUUUGAAAACUAUGUAGCAGAUAUUGAAGUUGAUGGAAAGCAGGUGGAGCUGGCCUUAUGGGAUACAGCUGGACAAGAAGAUUAUGAUCGACUUAGGCCACUUUCAUAUCCAGACACCGAUGUUAUACUAAUGUGUUUUUCAAUUGAUAGUCCAGAUAGUUUAGAAAACAUUCCAGAGAAGUGGACUCCAGAGGUGAAACACUUCUGUCCCAAUGUACCCAUCAUUCUGGUAGGAAAUAAGAAGGAUUUGAGGAAUGAUGAACACACAAGACGGGAGUUGGCUAAAAUGAAGCAGGAACCAGUCAAACCUGAAGAAGGUAGAGAUAUGGCAAAUCGCAUUGGUGCUUUUGGAUACAUGGAAUGCAGUGCAAAGACCAAAGACGGUGUGAGGGAAGUUUUUGAAAUGGCUACUAGAGCUGCUUUACAAGCCCGACGUGGCAAGAAAAAAUCUGGGUGCCUUCUGUUGUAAGCACAGCCAAGGGAAGAUGGCUGAAGCAGUGCCCUGCACUCAAUGAAUUUUUGAAGUGCUGUUUAUUAAUCUUAGUGUAUGAUUACCAGCCUUUUUCAUUUAUCUAUAAUUUACUUAAGAGAUUUAAAAUUGAGUCUUGCUACCAGUAUUUAGAAGCCAACCAUGAUUUUUUUAUAAUGGUCUGCAUCAAAUACAUCUGUGCACAUAAGGGUUAACUUCAACAUUCCUUUAACAAAACUUUUUUCUGCAUUUGCAGAGUAUGCCAUGCAGAAUAUGCCAGGCACUAAUUCAAGACAAUUCUCUAACUUCUUGCUUUUUUUUACAAAUGGGAAAAAGCUGGCGACACUGAGAAUUGGGCUGUAACUACUCCAUAACUAACAUGUUCUAGCCUAUUCAGGUACAGCACACAUAGCUGUGGAAAGGUCCUGAAUAAGUUCAGUGUUUUCACUUUAAAAGAAGGAUUUUUUUCUCCUCCUUCUGUUUGAAAGCUCUGAAGCAUAAAAUAAUAAUUGGAAAAUUAUUUCUCUGAAACACCAAAAGUCCCACCCAGCUAUGAAGUGACAGUUCUGUGAUUUCAUGUUAGUUACCUUAUAGUUACUAUGUAAUUAGUGCCACUUUGUGUGUUACCAAAAAAUAAAUCUAUAUGCCCCAGUUAGAUGUAGUAUUUUUUGUAUAAUUGGAUUUCCUAAUACUGUUGCUUGUAACUUCUGCGUAAAGUGUUCUGGGUUUUUUUAAGAGUGUACUUUCAAAUAAAGUCAAAUGAAGAAUGGUGCCCUUCCCACAUUUGUAACUAUCCAGGUCAUUUUUAUGACUUAAACACACCCAGAAAAGUCAUCUUUAAUACCUCCUUCAGGAGUAAGGGAAAGGCCAUUAUUUUUACAUUAAAGGUCACUGAAUGUUCCAGAAGCUUUAAGUUAACCCCUGCUGAAUCUGGUUCCAGUCUGAACAUAAACUUUUGCUUAUCAUCCGCUGGCCAAAUUCCCAUCCUGUGAAUGUCCUGCUGUUCUGCAGCAAACUAAACUCUUCUCUAUUUCUUGUUUCCAACAACUAAUAGAAUAAAGGCAGUUUUCUAAGCUC